GUUAACUUCUAAAAGAGAUGCUAUAUUGAGCAGAAAAUGGUGGGCCGAGUAAUUUCAUUGUCUACUCUACACCGUUUGUCCAGGUUUGCUUGCCUUCAACAGCAGAAGAAAAUAAGCAGCAUUGGAUUAAGAGGACUGAACACUAAUAAUGCUCUACAUGCAGUUGACCGCUCCCAGCCCAAUGGAGUUGUUCUACCUGGGGAAGAGGGCUUUAUUGUUAAGUCCCGCUGGUCAGAUGUUCAGAUUCCCGAAAUGAACUUGGCGGAUUAUGUCUGGGAGGACAUUGAGCACAAUGCCGCAAAUCCUGCUCUGGUCUGCGGUAUGACUGGAAGAAGUUAUUCCUUUGCUAUGGCCCACGGACUGUCCAAGAAGUUCGGUUCUGCUCUUCUUCGAAUGGGGGCGAAGAAAGGAGACGUUAUUGGUCUUGUUCUUCCAAACAUACCUGAGUUUCCGAUAGUAUUUAUGGGAGCUGUUGGUGUGAAUGUAACUGUGACCACCAUGAACCCAACAUACAGACCUGAAGAGAUUGCAAGGCAAAUGGAGAACUCAGAAACUAAAUUUAUCGUGACCAUUGGGAUGUUUGUGCAGAAUAUCAAGCAGUCCUGUGAUAUCUAUACAGGGGUGGAGAAGAUUAUCGUCAUUGGAGAUGCUAUUGCACCAGAGGGUUGUAUAUCCUUCCUGGACCUAAUAAUGGGAGAAGAUGGUUCCCUGUACGGACAAGACAAGUAAGUUUUUGUGUUUAAAGGGACUAUUACUGUAAUAUC
Molecule: messenger RNA, 764 nt
Organism: Eurytemora carolleeae
Lineage: Eukaryota; Metazoa; Arthropoda; Copepoda; Calanoida; Temoridae
Product: 4-coumarate--CoA ligase 2-like
Exons: 10
Coding region: 37-729 (230 amino acids)
Biological process (GO): fatty-acyl-CoA biosynthetic process; long-chain fatty acid metabolic process
Molecular function (GO): long-chain fatty acid-CoA ligase activity
Source: RefSeq, a predicted model, not a curated record